This is a messenger RNA of Gymnodraco acuticeps, 1266 nucleotides long. Its product is annotated as gastrula zinc finger protein XlCGF71.1-like. Gene Ontology annotation, molecular function: DNA-binding transcription factor activity, RNA polymerase II-specific; RNA polymerase II cis-regulatory region sequence-specific DNA binding. Gene Ontology annotation, cellular component: PcG protein complex; transcription regulator complex. The record is from RefSeq and is a predicted model, not a curated record. NCBI's taxonomy places the organism in Eukaryota, Metazoa, Chordata, Actinopteri, Perciformes, Bathydraconidae. Gene Ontology annotation, biological process: regulation of transcription by RNA polymerase II. The coding region runs from base 219 to 1019 and encodes 266 amino acids. The transcript has a single exon.
UGGAGACUCUUCUGAACCUGACGCUGAAGACUCUUCUGAACCUGACACUGAAGACAGUGCUGAUUGGAAGGAGACCAGAGAACCUGCUUCAGCCUCAAAAUCACUGAAAAAUAGACAAGAAUCUGUAAGUGAUUCAAGCCAUAGUGCUGUAAAAAAAACAAUUUGGGUGCUCUGUGUGUACGAAAUAUUUUACAAAUACAAGAAAUGUAAAGGAACACAUGAGAGUCCACACAGGAGAGAAACCACACAGCUGCUCAGUCUGUAAGAAAGCUCUUGCAGAGAAUAGAGAUUUAAAUCGACACAUGAGAAUCCACACUGGAGAGAAACCAUUUAGCUGCUCAGUUUGUACCAAAUCUUAUGCAUUGAGUGGAAAUGUAAAGGCACACAUGAGAAUCCACACCGGAGAGAAAACACACAGCUGCUCAGUUUGUGAGAAAGCUUUUUCACGGAGUGGACAUUUAAAGGCACACAUGAGAAUCCACACAGGAGAGAAACCACACAGCUGCUCAGUUUGUGAGAAAGCUUUUUCAAGGAGUGGACAUUUAAAGGAACACAUGAGAAUCCACACAGGAGAGAAACCACACAGCUGCUCAGUCUGUAAGAAAUCUUUUUCAGAGAAUAGAGAUGUAAAUCGACACAUGAGAAUCCACACAGGAGAGAAACCCUUUAGCUGCUCAGUUUGUGAGAAAGCUUUUUCACGGAGUGGACAUUUAGAGCGACACAUGAGAAUCCACAUAGGAGAUAAACCACACAGCUGCUCAGUCUGUAAGAAAGCUUUUUCACGGAGUGAACAUUUAAAGGCACACAUGAGAGUCCACACAGGAGAGAAAAUAUACAGCUGUAAUGUUUGUGACAAAAGAUUUAAAUGGUGUAUUGAUUUCAAAAGACACAAUUGUGUUGGUCGUCAGUCCUCCCAGCUUAAUCAAAUUCAAACUGAUGAUAACCGAGAGGCAGAGCCUCCAAUCAGCAGCUCAGCUGAACACAAGGAAACAGAAGCUGAUGGAGAGGACAAUGAAUAAGUCUUAUGACAGUUCACCCAUGAGAAAAAUCUGUCUGACUGGAUUAACAUUGUUGCACAACAUUCAUAUAAGACUUAAAGGUCCCAUGUGAUGGCAAUUUCUACUGAUAAUAAUUCCAUUGUUGAGGUAUACUAGAAUAGAUUUAUAUUGUGCAAUUUUCCAAACUCACAUUGGUUUCUCAUACAGCUUCUCUGUAUCUAUGUGUAUUCACUCUCUGUCCUAAAUGACUUGUUGGAGCUCCUGCCCC